This is a messenger RNA of Oryzias melastigma (Indian medaka), 1076 nucleotides long. RefSeq names its product complement C1q-like protein 2. Bases 273 to 1043 code for a protein of 256 amino acids. Gene Ontology annotation, molecular function: protein binding. The transcript is spliced from 2 exons. The record is from RefSeq and is a predicted model, not a curated record. Lineage: Eukaryota; Metazoa; Chordata; Actinopteri; Beloniformes; Adrianichthyidae.
CGCAGCUGCUUGCGCGCACCCGCACUCCUGCAUCCCCGGCGCGCGCGCUCGCUCCCCGGUCACAGCAGUUUGUGCCCAGAGGCGGGAAGGAGCCGCAGUUGGAGCGGCUGGACCGAGCAGGGCGCACUUUGUUUUCUUCUUUUCCCCCCAAACUUCCCCCUCCAUCUGUCACAAUUCCCCCCCAGCGCGGCUCCACGGGGUUUCUGUCGUCCUUCGGUCCCCGAACGGCGCGGAGGAAGUGGUCCGUGGUCCUCCUCGUGACCGCAGUCGCGAUGCUCCUGCUGGCGCUGACCGUGGCGGUGCCGCUGCUGCUGCUGCGCUCCUCCGAGAGCACCGCGCACUACUACGAGAUGAUGGGCACCUGCCGGAUGGUGUGCGACCCCUACAGCGCCAAGCCGGGGGGCGCCACCGCCAUGGAGGUGAUCCAAAACGGCGCGCAGCAGCCCCCGAUGGCGCAGGGGACCCGCGGGGAGCCGGGCAGACCCGGCAAACCCGGACCCCGCGGUCCACCUGGGGAGCCGGGACCCCCAGGUCCGAGGGGCCCACCGGGAGAGCGCGGGGGGAGCAAGCUGUCCUUCCCGGCUCUGAGCGGAGCCUCGGGGGCUGAAGGUGGGGACGCGGACGGGAUGAACUCCACGGGGAGCGCGUUCAGGAUCGCCUUCUACGUGGGUCUGAAGAACCCGCACGAGGGCUACGAGGUGCUGAAGUUUGACGACGUGAUCACAAACUUGGGGAACCACUACGACCAAAGCACCGGGAAGUUUACGUGCCACGUGUCAGGGAUCUAUUUCUUCACUUAUCACGUACUGAUGCGCGGAGGAGACGGCACCAGCAUGUGGGCGGACCUGUGCAAGAACGGACAGGUUCGGGCCAGUGCCAUUGCUCAGGACGCAGACCAGAACUACGACUAUGCCAGCAACAGUGCUGUCCUGCACUUGGACUCUGGAGAUGAAGUGUAUGUGAAGCUGGAUGGUGGGAAAGCCCACGGAGGCAACAACAACAAGUACAGCACCUUCUCUGGCUUUAUCUUGUACCCUGACUGAGACCUGCUGCAGGACAAGCUGGACUGUAUCCAC